GUGGCUGAAGCAAGGGAACACUUGCUUUUAAGCCGAAAGCCUUGAGUUUAAACACCAGUUCCACCAGCUAGUACUUAUGGGUGUCGCCAAUCCGGUCCAUGAGUCCCUCCCCGCGUUUCCUCCUCAGUGAAAACGUCACUCCAGAUAACUUCCUAGAGUUGAAGUGAUCAGAAGUUCUAGAAGUUCAAGUGCGGUAUUAGGGACCACCUACUGCCAGGGCCCAAGUCCGUGUCGCAAGCGCAGUUCUUGCAUCACCCUGUGCUGCGGGGAGCGGGUGGCCUGAGCCUGGCUGAGCGGGACGGACCCCUUGGCGAUGGCCCCGUGGAGCGCGCUGGGCAUGUCCUGGGCGAUGGCGAUGGCGCUGGCGCGGCUGCUCCUGGCGCUGUGGCUCGCCCUGGCAGCCGCAGGUGGUCUGGAAGUAGAGAUGGCUGGGAGGAGGCAGACGGUAUCCCUCAAUAAAAAUAUCACCAUCAUCUGCAAAGUGCCUGGAGCUCCAAACUUGGACAUCAGGACUAUGGGUAUCAGAUGGUUUUGGAAGAAUCAGACAUCUGAUCUGGAGAAAGUGUUUGAGUUUAUCGGAGAUCACCAAGAGGCAAUCCGACCUGGAGCCACUGUGUCUCUAUGGAGGCUGAAGAGGGGUGAUGCCUCACUACAGCUGCCUGCCAUCCAGCUGAGGGAAGCGGGAGAAUACCGAUGCGUGGUGGUGGACCCACAGAAGGCGGAGGGCAGGGUCUGGCUAGAAGUUAUAGCUUCUCCAGACAGUAAAUUGUUUUGGGAACAACCCACAGUGAACAAUAAGGAAGAAAAACAUGCUGUGUGUAAGUCAAGUGGAUUCUAUCCACCAAACAUCAGCAUAAGGUGGAAGAAGUGGAUCCAGAAGUCUGCCCAGUACCAAGAGAUUUCUGAGAACAUAUUCACAGAGCGCCCUGUCAAGAAUGAGGAUGGCACCUUUAACAUUACCAGCUAUCUGAAGUUGAAGCUUCCUGUGGAAGACACGGGGGCCACCUACCAGUGUGUGAUAUGGCACAAAUCCUGGCCCACCUCCCAGAAGCUCAACUUAACACUGCCCAGCUUCUCCAGACAGUAAAUUGUUUUGGGAACAACCCACAGUGAACAAUAAGGAAGAAAUACAUGCUGUGUGUAAGUCAAGUGGAUUCUAUCCACCAAACAUCAGCAUAAGGUGGAAGAAGUGGAUCCAGAAGUCUGCCCAGUACCAAGAGAUUUCUGAGAACAUAUUCACGGAGCGCCCUGUCAAGAAUGAGGAUGGCACCUUUAACAUUACCAGCUAUCUGAAGUUGAAGCUUCCUGUGGAAGACACGGGGGCCACCUACCAGUGUGUGAUAU
Molecule: messenger RNA, 1344 nt
Organism: Castor canadensis (American beaver)
Lineage: Eukaryota; Metazoa; Chordata; Mammalia; Rodentia; Castoridae
Source: RefSeq, a predicted model, not a curated record